ACUCACUACCACCAUGAUUCCGCAUAUAGAAUAGAGGUUACGGGGAGAAGUAAGAUACCGAGAAAAAAAGGUCGCUUUGGGGCUUUCGGGGUCGAGACGAACGUUAAUAGAAUCGGUCACGGACAGACGCGGAUACUGUCUCUCAUUGAGUCUUUCCUAGAUAGACGUGGGUGGAAUUUCUUAGAGAAAGCGAAUCUUGGCUAGUCAAUAAGGAAGAUGUAUAAGGAACAAUGCAAAAUCUCGAGAAACCCGAGAAGAUGAAAGGAAACCGGGGAUCAGAGAGAGGUGGGACGGGUGCGCACGAGAGGGACGCACAUGGGAAUGGUUAUUCGGCAUAACGCGGUGGGGAUAAAAUCAGACCGAAAUAUCAUUCCGGAGCGGAAAACGAUGACACCGUCGCCACCGGGAUGCCAUUCCCAUUCGAGUCCGCGCAAACGAGCUCUCCACCUCGCUGAGAAAUUAGGCGGGCAAAAUAUGACGGAAAGCACUGCUAAGUACGUAGUGAUACCUCUCCACCAUCGGCCUGAUUUGAUCAGAGAUUGUUGUAAGUUACUUAAUUCUGAAUGGCCUCGAAGCGAAACUGCACGUAUGAAAUCUCUGAAUGUAUCUUGCGACGAUUUUCCUACAUGCUUGAUUCUGAUUAAUGAUAAGGACAAGGUUCUUGGACAUUGCAAAAUAUCUCUGAUUGCUAGAUCAAAAAUUAGCUGCUUCAUAGAAUCUGUUGUAAUCGACUAUAGGUGUAGAUCUCAAGGAUUGGGAUCUAGAUUAUUGCGUGGCAUGGAAGAAUACGUUGCGAAAAGAGGCCUGAAGAAUAUAUAUCUAAAAACGGACGGUCAAGAAGUAUUUUAUUAUAAAAACGGAUACAAGGUGUGCGAUCCGUUUAAAGCGUAUGGCAUUAACGACAUCAUAACUGCUAGUCCUCCUUUCGGCAGGACAAAAUUUAAAGAACGAAACGCCCAGUCCGCCGGAGAACCACCACCGCCGCCACCACCCCCGAUGCCGACGUUCCAAUUAUCGAAAUUUUUCGACACGCGAAUGUUAUCCCAAAAAACGCAUAUGGUAAAAAAAUUAUGAUUAAUAGCGUUAUAUCAAAAUACCUCUGAGGGUUCCCUUGUUCUUACUGAAUCUUCGCAUUCGAUUAAAAGUGAAGUGGAACGGUUUCGAUGAUUAAAAUGAAAUCGAUGACAAAAAAGGAUAAAGAACAGGGUAAAUUAUAGGACAGAAUAGAUAAUUUAACAUAUCGUAUUGUAAUAGAAAAUUUGAGCAAUAUUUUACUUAAAUCGUAUUAAUUAGUGCACAUUGAUUAGGCAAAUCAUUUCGGAUAAUCAUGAAAGGUAAAGUGCAUUAGACUUUUCAAUUUAACCGAACGAUAUAAACCAAAUACCGUUCUUAUAAUUCAUUUCUUCAGUUACUUUUAUAACUUUAAUUUAUAAUUAGUAAAUAGAUAGAUUUCUCAAUUUUUUAGUACAAGUUAUUUUGCAAGUCAGACUGCGCUUCUAUAUUUAUUUUAAGUAUUAUGCUUUCCUUAUUGUCUUGUUCGACAAAAUAAUGCAAAAGUACGCUUGUCUUAAUCCAUGCAAUUCAUAUCAGUUAUAUAGAUGUUAAACUUGUCAAAUGCGAUAACACCAUUUACACAAAAAUGUAUAUAAUUCAUAUAUA
Molecule: messenger RNA, 1659 nt
Organism: Camponotus floridanus (Florida carpenter ant)
Lineage: Eukaryota; Metazoa; Arthropoda; Insecta; Hymenoptera; Formicidae
Gene: Naa80
Product: N-acetyltransferase 6
Exons: 5
Coding region: 316-1074 (252 amino acids)
Biological process (GO): protein acetylation
Cellular component (GO): cytoplasm
Molecular function (GO): N-acetyltransferase activity; acetyl-CoA binding
Source: RefSeq, a predicted model, not a curated record